Molecule: messenger RNA, 5088 nt
Organism: Apodemus sylvaticus (European woodmouse)
Lineage: Eukaryota; Metazoa; Chordata; Mammalia; Rodentia; Muridae
Gene: Carmil3
Product: capping protein regulator and myosin 1 linker 3
Exons: 40
Coding region: 424-4548 (1374 amino acids)
Biological process (GO): cell migration; regulation of Arp2/3 complex-mediated actin nucleation
Cellular component (GO): lamellipodium; plasma membrane
Molecular function (GO): protein binding
Source: RefSeq, a predicted model, not a curated record
AAACAAAGAAAUUGAAGGAUUCUGCUCCGGGUGGCCGAGGCGUGGGUGGCACGCCGGUAGAAACGCUGCACCCCGCCCCUGAGAUAGCUCGGACACCAGGCGCCGCGCUCUGGGCAUCUCACGAGGUAGCCCGCGGGAGGGGUCGUCGCGAGCGCGCGCGGGGUCUCACGCGGCUCGGAUGCUCAGCGCGCAUGCUCCAUCGGCCAACUCUCCGGGAGGGGCGGGAGACCCGGCGCUCAGUAGCCGGGGGGAGGAGCGCUCGCGCAGCCGCCCCUGACGGGAGCGGGCUCCGCCGCUACUGCAGCGCUCAGCGCCGGGCCCUGCCGGAGCCGGGACUAGCAUGUGCGGCGCCUCUCGGGAGGCGGCGGCGGCGGCGGCGGCUCCUCUGCAGCAGCAGCAGCAGCGGCAGCAGCGGCGGCCGCCAUGGCCAAGGCCAGCGUGGAGCUCACCCGCGAGCUGCAAGACAGCAUCCGGAGGUGCCUGAGCCAAGGGGCUGUGCUCCAGCAGCAUCGUGUGAAACUGGAGACAAAACCCAAGAAGUUCGAGGACCGAGUGCUGGCUCUGACUUCCUGGCGUCUCCACCUUUUCCCCCUUAAAGUUCCAGCCAAGGUGGAAAGUUCAUUCAAUGUCCUGGAGAUCCGUGCCUUCAACACGCUCAGUCAGAACCAGAUCCUGGUGGAGACUGAGCGUGGCGUGGUGAGCAUGCGGCUGCCAUCAGCUGAGAGCGUGGAGCAGGUGACGCGGCAUGUGAGCUCUGCCCUCUCCAAGGUCUGCCCUGGCCCUGGGUGUUUGAUCCGGCGUGGAAACGCAGACACCCCAGAGGGGCCCCGAGACACAUCUCCCAACUCUGAAACUUCCACAUCUACCACUCACAGUGUGUGUGGUGGCUUCUCUGAGACCUAUGCUGCCCUAUGUGACUACAAUGGACUCCACUGCCGAGAGGAGGUGCAGUGGGACGUGGACACCAUCUACCACGCUGAGGAUAACCGAGAGUUCAAUCUUCUGGAUUUCAGCCACUUGGAGAGCCGAGAUCUGGCCCUUAUGGUGGCCGCCCUGGCCUACAACCAGUGGUUCACCAAACUCUACUGCAAAGACUUGAGACUGGGCUCAGAAGUGCUAGAACAGGUGCUACACACCCUCAGCAAGUCGGGCAGCCUCGAAGAGCUGGUGCUGGACAAUGCGGGGCUUAAGACGGACUUUGUCCAGAAGCUGGCCGGGGUGUUUGGGGAGAACGGGAGCUGUGUGCUGCAUGCCCUCACUCUGUCCCACAACCCCAUCGAGGACAAGGGUUUCCUCAGUCUCAGCCAGCAGCUCCUCUGCUUUCCCACGGGCCUCACCAAACUGUGCCUGGCCAAGACUGCCAUCUCCCCUCGAGGGCUCCAGGCACUGGGCCAGACCUUCGGGGCCAACCCGGCCUUUGCCAGCUCCCUUCGAUACCUGGACCUGAGCAAGAACCCAGGACUGCUUGCCACAGACGAGGCCAAUGCCCUCUAUAGUUUCUUGGCCCAACCCAACGCCUUGGUACACCUGGACCUUUCAGGGACAGACUGUGCCGUCGACAUGCUUCUGGGCGCCCUACUCCAUGGCUGCUGCGCCCACCUCACCUACCUCAACCUGGCUCGAAACAGCUGCUCCCACAGGAAGGGCCGGGAGGCCCCACCAGCCUUCAAGCAGUUCUUCAGCAGCGCCUACACCCUGAGCCAUGUCAACCUGUCAGCCACAAGGCUGCCCCUGGAGGCCCUCAGGGCACUUCUUCAGGGCCUCUCCCUCAACAGUCACCUCAGUGAUCUGCACCUGGACCUCAGCAGCUGUGAGCUCCGCUCAGCAGGAGCCCAGGCCUUGCAGGAGCAGCUGGGGGCUGUCACCUGUAUAGGCAGCCUAGAUCUGUCUGACAACGGGUUUGACUCAGACCUCCUGACGCUGGUGCCUGCACUCGGCAAGAACAAGUCUCUCAAGCACUUAUUCCUAGGAAAGAACUUCAAUGUCAAGGCCAAGACUUUGGAGGAGAUCCUGCACAAGCUGGUACAGUUAAUCCAGGAAGAGGACUGUUCCCUGCAGUCACUCUCCGUGGCAGACUCCAGGCUGAAACUGCGCACCAGCAUCCUCAUCAAUGCUCUGGGCAGCAACACCUGCCUGGCCAAGGUGGACCUGAGUGGCAACGGCAUGGAGGACAUCGGGGCCAAGAUGCUGUCGAAGGCGCUUCAGAUAAAUUCUUCCCUCAGAACUAUCCUAUGGGAUCGGAAUAAUACGUCUGCCCUGGGCUUCCUGGACAUUGCAAGGGCCCUGGAGAGCAACCACACACUGCGCUUCAUGUCCUUCCCUGUGAGUGACAUCUCUCAAGCUUACCGCAGUGCCCCUGAGCGCACAGAGGACGUGUGGCAGAAGAUCCAGUGGUGCCUGGUGAGGAACAACCACUCCCAGACCUGCCCUCAGGAGCAAGCCUUCAGGCUGCAGCAGGGCCUGGUGACCAGCAGCGCCGAGCAAAUGCUGCAGCGGUUGUGUGGACGAGUGCAGGAGGAGGUGCGGGCCCUGAGACUAUGUCCCCUGGAGCCUGUGCAGGACGAGCUGCUCUAUGCCCGGGACCUCAUCAAGGACGCCAAGAACUCCCGGGCGCUCUUUCCCAGCCUCUAUGAGCUGGGUCACGUGUUGGCCAAUGAUGGACCGGUGCGGCAGAGACUCGAGUCGGUAGCCAGCGAGGUAUCCAAAGCUGUGGACAAGGAGCUUCAGGUGAUUCUGGAGUCCAUGGUCAGCCUAACGCAGGAACUGUGCCCCGUGGCCAUGCGGGUGGCUGAAGGGCACAACAAGAUGCUGAGCAAUGUGGCAGAACGCGUCACCGUGCCCCGGAACUUCAUCCGCGGAGCGCUGCUGGAGCAGGCGGGACAGGACAUCCAGAACAAGCUGGAUGAGGUGAAGCUCUCGGUUGUCACCUACUUGACCAACUCCAUAGUGGAUGAGAUCCUGCAGGAGCUGUAUCACUCCCACAAGAGCCUGGCCCGGCACCUGACCCAGCUGAGGACACUGUCGGAUCCAUCAGGAGGGGCGAGCCAAGGGCAGGAUCCAUCUUCCCGAGGCAGAGGCAGGAACCACGACCAUGAGGAAACGGAUGAUGAGCUUGGGACCAAUAUCGACACCAUGGCCAUCAAAAAGCAGAAACGCUGCCGGAAGAUCCGGCCAGUGUCCGCCUUCAUCAGUGGGAGCCCUCAGGGCAUGGAAAGCCAACUGGGAGACCUGGGGAUCCCUCCUGGCUGGUUCUCGGGACUCGGAGGCGGCCAGCCCACAGCGAGUGGCUCCUGGGAAGGCCUGUCUGAGCUACCUACUCAUGGCUAUAAACUAAGGCAUCAAACACAAGGGAGGCCUCGGCCUCCCAGGACCACCCCGCCAGGACCCGGUCGGCCCAGCGUGCCAGUGCCUGGGCCCCGUCAGGAGAAUGGGAUGGCCACCCGUCUAGACGAGGGGCUGGAGGACUUCUUCAGCAGAAGGGUCAUGGACGAAAGCUCCAGCUACCCCCGGACUCUGAGGACCGUGCGGCCAGGUCUCUCAGAGACACCACUGCCUCCACUCCAGAAGAAGAGGCGGCGAGGCCUGUUUCACUUCCGCCGGCCCCGAAGCUUCAAGGGGGACAGGGGACCAGGGUCCCCCACUGCUGGACUCCUCCUUCCUCCACCCCCACCUCCACCCCCAACUCAGGAGAGCCCUCCCAGCCCAGACCCUCCAAGCCUUGGCAAUAACUCAUCUCCUUGUUGGAGCCCAGAGGAGGAGAGCAGCCUCCUUCCGGGAUUUGGCGGGGCCCGGGGAUCUUCCUUCUGCAGGAAGAUGGGCACAGAGAGAAUGGAGGCAGGAGAGGGAGCCCCAGCCCCUGGGACAGCACAGCAGUCAAGGGUGCAUGGUGUUGCCCUUCCUGGCUUGGGAAGAACCAAAGGAUGGAGCUUUGAUGGGAAACGAGAGGGCACAGACCCAGACCAGGAGGACAGCAGCCAGGCGUGGCAAAAACGGCGCUCUUCAGAUGAUGCAGGGCCUGGAGCCUGGAAGCCACCACCGCCCCCACAAAGCUCCAAGCCAAGCUUCAGCGCCAUGCGCCGAGCAGAAGCCACAUGGCAUAUAGCUGAGGAGAGUGCCCCCAACCACAGCUGCCAAAGCCCUAGCCCAGCUUCCCAGGGUGGAGAAGAAGAAAAGGAGGGAGCCUUAUUUCCAGAGAGAAUGGUCCCAGCUAGGAAUGCCAAGCUGCAGGAUCCCCCCAUAGGUCCACGUCCCCCUAAGCCAGUAGCUGUGCCCAGGGGCCACAGGGCGCCCCAGGUGCCAGGAGGCAGAGAAGAGGUGGAGAGCAGUGCUGCUCCGGGAGCCAGCAAGGCCCGGCUGAGACUGGGCUCACAGCAAGACCAGGAGGAGCCAGAAGGACAAGGACCCUCUGAUCACGGCCGCCGAACAGCCCCCCUGAAACCCAAGCGAACCCGACGAGCACAGUCCUGUGACAAACUGGAACCUGAGCGAAGACGGCCACCUGACCCUACAGGUGUCUGUGCAGGAACCGAUGAAGCAGGAACAGACUGACAGCUGCUGAACGCCCUCCCCAGCCUUCCUCGACAUGUGCCUCACAAGGACUCAGGCCCCAUCCACCCCUGCGCCCCCAUCCCGGUGCCAUCCCGGUGACACCACUAAGAUGGCAUAGGGGAGCAGGAGUGGGGACUGGAAGGGAGGGAGUGACCUGAAGCAGAGAGGCUGUCACACCUGCCUGGAGCUGCCUUGGCAGAGCGCUUUGGGCAGAGGCUGUCUCUUCCUUGGGGGGGAGGGUAAACCUCUGCCCCUCUAUGCCCAGGGGCUCUCUCCCCACUUGUAUAGAAUUAAAAAAAAAAAGUCACUGUCUGCCUCUGGUCUCUGCUGGGCAAGAUUUGCAUUGUCCCCGCCUCGACCUCUUCCCACGAGCCCCCAGAGUUUGGCCACUGUUGGGGAAAGGAAAGAACAGCUCACACGUCUGAAUCAGGGCUUCCAAGAGAAGAUGGAACAGCAGAACUGCUGACAAAGGGUGACAAGUCACGGGCUAUCGCAGAAUCGAGGCUGUAGAAGAGACGAAUGUGACAGGGAAACACUGUG